Anopheles aquasalis is the source of this 373-nucleotide messenger RNA. RefSeq names its product histone H4. Lineage: Eukaryota; Metazoa; Arthropoda; Insecta; Diptera; Culicidae. Gene Ontology annotation, cellular component: nucleosome. Gene Ontology annotation, molecular function: structural constituent of chromatin; protein heterodimerization activity; DNA binding. The record is from RefSeq and is a predicted model, not a curated record.
GCAAGAUCCAUCUCUGAAAGUUCAACAUGACCGGCCGCGGCAAAGGUGGAAAGGGUCUAGGAAAGGGCGGAGCCAAGCGUCACCGAAAGGUUCUUCGCGAUAACAUCCAGGGCAUCACGAAGCCAGCCAUCCGUCGUCUGGCGCGUCGUGGCGGAGUGAAGCGUAUCUCUGGCCUGAUCUACGAGGAAACCCGUGGCGUGCUGAAGGUGUUCCUGGAGAACGUGAUCCGUGAUGCGGUCACCUACACCGAGCACGCCAAGCGCAAGACGGUGACGGCAAUGGAUGUGGUGUACGCUCUGAAGCGACAGGGCCGCACCCUGUACGGAUUCGGAGGUUAAAUGCCAUGCGCAAUUCGCGCCCGGAACUAGACGAA